UUAAUCUUUUUAUUUAUUUGCCGUCUCUAUAGUCUAAUCACGUAAGUUGUCUGGUUUUUAAAGCCUCUCUCUUUGGUCUCCUCUUUGAGUUUCUCUUCCAUCACGCCGACGAAGUUAGAUAUAUAAUAAUAACAUCUACUAUAUCCGAUGGAAGAAGUUGCUCUUUGCAAUAUUAUUUGAUGAAGAAGGGAUGGUGUUGAGAUGGGAAGGAGUGAUGUCUCGAGAUGAAGGAGAGGCAACGUUGGAGUGGUGAAGAGGAUGCAUUGUUACGUGCCUACGUGAGACAGUUCGGUCCGAGAGAAUGGCAUCUUGUCUCUGAGCGUAUGAACAAGCCUCUGAACCGUGACGCAAAGUCUUGUCUCGAACGGUGGAAGAACUAUCUUAAGCCAGGGAUCAAGAAAGGGUCAUUGACAGAGGAAGAGCAGAGGCUCGUGAUCCGUUUACAGGAGAAACACGGCAACAAGUGGAAGAAGAUCGCCGCGGAGGUUCCAGGGAGGACGGCGAAGCGGCUAGGGAAGUGGUGGGAAGUGUUCAAGGAGAAGCAGCAGAGAGAAGAGAAAGAGAGUAACAAGAGAGUCGAGCCUAUUGACGAGAGUAAGUACGAUAGGAUCCUCGAGAGUUUCGCUGAGAAGCUUGUGAAAGAGAGGUCCUCUGUUCCUGCGGUGAUGGCUAGUUCAAACGGAGGGUUUCAACAAGCUCCUCCGCCUCCUAAUAAUAAUCAUGUGAUCCCUCCUUGGUUAGCUACUUCUAACAACGGGAACAAUGUUGUUGCAAGACCUCCCUCGGUGACUCUCACUCUAUCGCCUUCAGUGGCUGCAACACCUCCUCAACAACCUAUCCCAUGGCUGCAGCAGCAGCAGCCUGAGGCCAGCCCGGGAGGUCUUGUGUUAGGGAGUAUGAUACCGUCUUGUAGCGGUAGUAAUGAGAGUGUGUUCAUGUCAGAGCUAGUGGAGUGUUGUAGAGAGCUGGAGGAAGGGCACAGAGCUUGGGCGGAGCAUAAGAAGGAGGCGGCUUGGAGGCUAAGGAGAUUAGAGCUGCAGCUAGAGUCAGAGAAGACAAGUAGACAAAGGGAGAAGGCAGAGGAGAUUGAGGCAAAGAUGAAGGCUCUGAGGGAAGAGCAGAAGAUGGCGAUGGAGAAGAUUGAAGGAGAGUAUAGAGAACAGCUUGUUGGUUUGAGGAGAGACGCCGAGGCCAAGGACCAGAAACUAGCUGAUCAGUGGACAUCUAAGCAUAUCAGGCUCACCAAGUUUCUUGAACAACACAUUGGAUGCAGGCAGAGACUAUUAGACCGGCCCUGAAUCCUAAACCAAAACACCUGCUAUGAUCUCCUCUCCUCUUUGUUUUGUAAUGUAAUGUAAGCUUUUUUGUUUUUGUUUUUGUAAUGUUAAUCAGACUUUUGGGUUCCUUAACUCAGCUUUUAUUGUAUGUGUUGGUUUCUCUUCUUUAAUCA
Molecule: messenger RNA, 1450 nt
Organism: Brassica oleracea var. oleracea
Lineage: Eukaryota; Viridiplantae; Streptophyta; Magnoliopsida; Brassicales; Brassicaceae
Product: transcription factor AS1
Exons: 2
Coding region: 225-1298 (357 amino acids)
Source: RefSeq, a predicted model, not a curated record